UUCAAAAUAUAAAAUACCAAAAGAUAAAUCAACAUUUGCUUUAAAAAGACAUCUUAAAAAAAAAUAUAAUAAUAUGAUUACAAAUAAGAAAAUUACAGGCGCAAUGAAUAAAUUUGUUAAAAAAGAAGAAUUG
Messenger RNA from Dentiscutata heterogama, 133 nucleotides. Lineage: Eukaryota; Fungi; Glomeromycota; Glomeromycetes; Diversisporales; Gigasporaceae. The record is from the annotation of a GenBank genome assembly.